AUGCGGCCCUGCUCGAUGCUCGCCUCCAUGGCCGCCGUCGUCAGCCUCGCCGCCGCCUUCCCGGCGAGCACCGCGGCGCCGGCAUCGACCAAAGGCCCUCUCGCUCCGGUGGCGAGGCCGACGCAGCCGCCGACGCCGACUCGGCCGCGCGAGCUCGAGAUUCGCGCGGCCGACGUCGACAUCCCUGAGGUCAACAUACCGAAAGUCGUCAUCCCGCCCGUGUCCAUCCCGCCCGUGUCCAUCAAGCCCGUGUCCAUCAAGCCCGUGUCCAUCCCGCCCCUGUCGCUCGACCUGCCGACGCCGACGUGCACGCCGACGAUGCAACCCGGCAAGGACGGCUACCUGCCGCCGGGGACCUGCGGUGCCCUCUGGAACUACUUUCCGUCCUUUGCCGCCGCCGUCGCCUUCGCCGUCCUCUUCGCCGUCCUCCUCGUCGCCCACGUCGGCCAGGCCCUCCACCACCGCUCGGCCUUUUCCUGGGUCAUCGUCAUGGCCGCCCUGUGGGAGUCGGGCUCGUACGCGAGCCGCGCCGCCGGCUCCAAGGACCAGCAGAGCACGGCCAUGGUGACCAUGUCCCAGAUCCUCGUCCUCCUCGCGCCUCUGUGGGUGAAUGCGUAUGCCUACAUGGUCUUCGCCCGCGUCGUCCACUUCUUCUCGCCCACCCGAAAGGUCUGGGUUCUGUCGCCGAGCAUCCUCGCCCUCGUCUUCGUGAGCCUCGACUUCGUCUCCUUCGUCAUCCAGCUCGUCGGCGGCGGCAUGGCCGGUCCGGGAAGCGAUGCGGCCUCCCAGAAGAGAGGCAUCGACAUCUACAUGGGCGGCAUCGGCAUGCAGGAGGCCUUCAUCGUCAUCUUCGUCGGCCUCAUCGUCAAGUUCCACCUCGACCAGGUGCGAGCCGAGCGGUUGGGCCUGCUCGCUGACGACAAGCGACGGUGGCGCCCUCUCACCUACGCCCUGUACGUCUGCCUGCUCGCCAUUUCCCUGCGCAUCGUCUUUCGCCUCGUCGAGUUCUCGAGCGGCUUCGACGGCCCCCUUCCCAACAACGAGACCUACUUUUACGCCCUCGACGGCGCGCCCAUGUGGAUCGCCAUCGUCGUCUGGAACGCCAUCCACGCCGGACGCUACAUGCACGGCCCGGACGCCAAGAUGCCCCCGUCCUGGAUCGCGCGACGCCUCUGCUGCUGCUGCCACGGCGGGAGGAAGGACGUGCUCGGGUCCCACCGGCGGCUGCGCGACGACGCGACGGACGAAUCCAACGAGAUGCACGCCAUGAGAGCCGAGGACGGGAAAGAAUGGUCGAGGGAGCGAGACGACGAGUACGACGGCGCCGUCACCUUGCCGGAACGACGACCGCGCGAAUUUCCUUAUCGCUAG
Molecule: messenger RNA, 1371 nt
Organism: Drechmeria coniospora
Lineage: Eukaryota; Fungi; Ascomycota; Sordariomycetes; Hypocreales; Ophiocordycipitaceae
Exons: 2
Coding region: 1-1371 (456 amino acids)
Cellular component (GO): membrane
Source: RefSeq, a predicted model, not a curated record